AUGGCGACUCCUCAGCAGCCCCACCAAGCCGGCCCAUCGUCUGCCCAGUCCGCCGCGCACGGUCCGUUCACCGCCCCCCUCCCCCCAGCAAACUUCCCCACAUUCGUCAUCGACUUCAUCACCGGCCCUGCCUCGAGAACUCGCCCGUCGAGCUUCGGCAGGCUUUUGACGAGUUUCGGGUUCUUUUGGAGGGAAUGGCACAGCAGAAGUUGGACAGCUGGGCUGAAUGGAACGGGCACGCGUUCACUGGGAGAGGAGGAGGCCGGCGUAUUGACAGAAGAACAGAGGGAGGAGGAGGCCGGUGUGUUGACAGAAGAACAGAGUGAGGAGGACGUGCGAGCGGCGUAUGCUCGACUGAGUGCCCGUUCUAUCCGAUUAUCCGUCGACUUUAAGGAUCGCCUAUUCUCUUCAGCCACCCAUUCAGCCACCCAUUCAACCCAGCUAGCCAACUUUUGCUUUAUAACCGUCAAUAUGGUACGACAAGCCGAGGCCGAUCGAUCUCAGGUGGAGGACAGGAUGGUUGUGAUGUAG
Cryptococcus amylolentus CBS 6039 is the source of this 531-nucleotide messenger RNA. RefSeq lists its product as hypothetical. Bases 1 to 531 code for a protein of 176 amino acids. The record is from RefSeq and is a predicted model, not a curated record. Lineage: Eukaryota; Fungi; Basidiomycota; Tremellomycetes; Tremellales; Cryptococcaceae. The transcript is spliced from 5 exons.